Angiostrongylus costaricensis is the source of this 607-nucleotide messenger RNA. Lineage: Eukaryota; Metazoa; Nematoda; Chromadorea; Rhabditida; Metastrongylidae. The record is from the annotation of a GenBank genome assembly.
UUCAGCUGUGACAAUCCAACAGCACGUGUUCUUCAGUGCAGAAAAUAUAGCCCAGAUUUUUGUCUACAUACGUUUUGACGGCAUCAUUGGCCUUGCUUGGCUGGCACUUUUCAUGAGCAAUUCAGAAGUGAGACGCUUAGUGUUUUCGGCUAGCACACCAAUGCAAAACCUUCUAUCAAGCCUCGAUGCUCGCAUCUUUACCGCCUGGUUGAACACAGCUGUAAAUCAUGCUAUAAAAAAUGAGCUCUUCAUUAAUCUCUUCAAAAUGUGCAAGCUGGAAGUCGCCCACUUCAAAGCGGGAGAAGAUAAGGAGAGAGGCAAUAACGGUCUUAUCACCUUUGGAGCCAUCGACACUUCCAACUGCAGUUCAGAAAUACACUACGUGCCAUUGAGCGCAGAAAAGUACUGGGAGUUCAUUAUUGAAGACUUUUCUGUCGGCAAUUUUUCGAAGAGAAGAGCGGAGUGUGCUCUCGCGUUCUUCGAGGUUGACUACGGAACUACUGGAUUCGACUGGAUCCUCGGUGCCAAUUGGAUCCACACCUACUGUAAUAUCUACGACUUCGGUCAGAAGCGUAUCGGUUUCGUCAAGGCCAAGCAGCAGGAAUAA